AUGAAAUUGUGUUUGUUACACUUGGUAGGUGUGAUCUGCCAGGCUCGAAAGCUUGACAAAAGUUUUACAGACACGUAGUGGACGUAUCUUUACAGAUUGGCGAAGGCUCUGUGGAGGCUUCUACGACCAGAGGCCGUUUUGGGGGCUUAGCUUUUGCGCAUGUUUUCAAAAUUAUGAUUUUGAAAACUUGGUAAUUUUUCCGAGUUCCUGGAUGAAAUUUUCUUUUGUAAAAACUCGCUAAUUGUAAGUACAUAUAAUUCCAAGUUUUUGCCAGGUUUCAGCAAACUAAACUACAGAGGUCAAGGCUAUCAAGGAGCGUCUUCGCCAUCGUCACUGGGCGGUCAGAGCUACGCUGGGCACGUUGACGAUAGAUUUGGAGGACAACACGGUUUGGACAGCCGCGCUGAAACCGUUGGAAGCUCGUUUGACCGAUCAGCAGCAGAAGGAGCUGGAGGAUCUUCUGGAAGCUCUGUAUCAACCACUUUUGAACGUACCGGGGUUUCUACCGGGGGAAUUGGUGGCUCGGCUGACAGAUUUGGUUCAUCAACUGGAGCCAUCGGGUCGUCAUUUGAUCGGUCGGCCAGUGUCGGUGCUGAUGGAGCCUCUGUAGCUGCUGGAUCAUUCACUGGAGCCUCUGGUUCUGCCGAUUCCUCAAGAUUCUCCGGGGCUGAGAUCGGCACAACUGGCGGAUCUUCAAGUUCUUCUUCAUUUAGCGGCUCCAGCUUUUCAGCUGAUGCUCCAGUGGCAACAGGAUCUUCGGGAAGUCAAAUUGAGGUCACCGGAACCUCCGAGACGGACUCCGGCGCUGCUGGAGCCUCUUCAACGUCCUUCGAACGCACUGAAUUUACCAAAAUUUCGAGUCCAAGUAGCUCCGCUGUCUCUUCCUCCGCUGGGCUACCUCCCCGAAUGGAUGGAAUUGCUCCGGACGCCGCCUCAGGCGCUGGAUUGGAUGUUGAAAAAAGCUCGCAUGGCGUGAGUGUUGCCGAACGAACUGGCAGUGGAUUUGAUGACAAACAAGUGAGAAGAGAAAGAGCCAAUUCGUAA
This is a messenger RNA of Bursaphelenchus xylophilus (pine wood nematode), 1044 nucleotides long. The record is from the annotation of a GenBank genome assembly. Lineage: Eukaryota; Metazoa; Nematoda; Chromadorea; Rhabditida; Aphelenchoididae.